Molecule: messenger RNA, 3605 nt
Organism: Doryrhamphus excisus (bluestripe pipefish)
Lineage: Eukaryota; Metazoa; Chordata; Actinopteri; Syngnathiformes; Syngnathidae
Gene: bmp6
Product: bone morphogenetic protein 6
Biological process (GO): BMP signaling pathway
Cellular component (GO): extracellular region
Molecular function (GO): cytokine activity; growth factor activity
Source: RefSeq, a predicted model, not a curated record
UCUGUGCAACCUGCUUAGAGUGACACAGUGUGCGUAGGAAGCGAUUUCACUUUAUGUAAGUAUUUUUUCGGGUAUUUGUGGAGUAAACCAGGCGUCAUGGCUUCUUUCCUUGGACUUAUUUUUCCACUUGUGAGUUUCUUUGGUGGCAUAUUUAUCUCCUAAGACACUCGCGUAGUUUGGUGCACUUUGUCCCGAGGCUGCAAACACCGCUACGGGAGUCCGCAAUGACGACCAGAAAAGUUUUGCAGUUUUGCGCGUUUUUCUUGAGGGACUACUUCAAAUGGCUUGACGCAAGAAGUGUGCCAGAAGUCCGCUUCUGAUCUCAGGACUCGUCUGUAACGUUUGGUGACCGUUCUUACGCACGUCUUUUAAAGCGACCCGAAGGAUCAAGGCGCCCAAAACCAUGACGCUGUGUUGGUUCGCCUUGGUCGGGUUGUGCUUGGCCGCCUGUGACUUCACCUCCUCGGCGGCGUGGAGCCACUUCUCGCCGGACAGCCAAGCGCACCCGGGCUUCCUCCAGCGGCGCCUCAGGACGCACGAAAGGAGGGAGAUGCAGAAGGAGAUCCUGUCCAUCCUGGGACUGCCGCACAGACCCAGACCGCAUCUGUCCCACGCCAAGUACAACUCGGCUCCGCUUUUCAUGCUGGACCUGUACAACACCAUAUCCAUAACCGGCGAGGACGUGAACCACGCGGAUGCCUUGUUGGAGCCUUACGAGCCGGUGCGGACCACCCGGAGCCCCCCGCUGGCCACGUAUCAAGAAGCGGCCUUUCUCAACGACGCCGACAUGGUGAUGAGCUUCGUUAACUUGGUGGAGCAUGACCGGCAGCUCUCUGCAGAGCGGCGCCACCACAAGGAGUUUAAGUUCAACCUGUCGCAGAUCCCCGAAGGCGAGGCCGUGACGGCGGCCGAGUUCCGCCUGUACAAAGAGUGCGUGGGCCGAGCCUUCCGCAACGACACCUUCCUCCUCAGAGUCUACCAAGUGGUCAAGGAGCACUCGGACAGGGAUGCCGACCUGUUCCUGUUGGAGUCUCGCCGGCUGUGGGCCCUGGAGGAGGGCUGGUUGGAGUUCGACAUCACGGCCACCAGCAAUCUAUGGGUGAUGAGUCCAGUCCACAAUCUGGGCCUGCAGGUCAGCGUGGAGUCGAGCAGCGGACACAGCAUCAGCCCAAAAGACGCGGGGCUUAUCAGUCGCGACGGCGCUCUGGAGAAGCAGCCCUUCAUGGUGGCGUUCUUCAAGGUCAGUGAAGUGCACGCCCGCACGGCCCGCUCCACCGGCGGCAAGCGUCAGCGCCAGCAGAACCGAAACCGAUCCACGCAGACUCAGGAGACGUCCAGAGGUCCCGGUCAAGCAGACUACAACAGCAGCGAUCAGAAGACGGCCUGCAGAAGACACGAGCUCUACGUCAGCUUUCGAGAGCUGGGCUGGCAGGAUUGGAUCAUCGCUCCCGAAGGCUACGCGGCCAACUACUGCGACGGCGAGUGCUCCUUCCCCCUCAACGCCCACAUGAACGCAACCAACCACGCCAUCGUGCAGACACUGGUGCACCUGAUGAACCCCGAAAACGUCCCCAAGCCCUGCUGCGCCCCCACGAAGCUCCACGCCAUCUCAGUGCUCUACUUUGACGACAACUCUAACGUUAUUUUGAAGAAAUAUAAGAACAUGGUGGUGCGGGCUUGUGGGUGCCACUGACCCCUACACCCCCGACCCCCCCAAGGAGUCCAACAAGCAUUGAAUGGGGGCCAUGGACGUCUGUUAAUGAGGCACCUUCUCCAUCAUUGGACUGCUUGAUGUUGGAAGCGUUGUCACCCGCCAAGGUUAGAGCGAUGCUAAUUUCAUAUCAUUCCACCUUCCAGAACAAUUCAUUAUCUUCACCUCCCAGUGGCCGUUAAGUUUUUAUCAGGUCUUAUGAGUCCAAAGUCCAUCCAGAAGACAAUCGAACAAGAGCGUGUCUCCUUUUGGUAAGUUGCUAAUUUGCAGUUUGGUUCCCUUUCCCCUCCUGUUUGCGUCUCCAGUCAUAUUUACACUCCCGAAAUAUGACUGACUAAACCUCAAGUGUCCGCAGGCUAUUUUAGCAGCCUCACUGUCAAUAUUUGCUCGUACAACGUGAUGCAUGUUGUGGCUAAAGGUAAUGUUCUCGUCCAAACAAGCUAAUAGUACAUCUUUAUACGUCUGACGUGCCCAAAACAUCUUUUUGCUUUUUCAGCAAGGUUACUGUGGAACUAAACGUAAUAGCAAUAAUCUAAAACACCUUUUUGUGCCGACUAGCAAAUACAAAAUAUACCUCCGGUAAGCUGCUGUUUACAUUUGUGAUCGUGUUUAGACUGUUUUUUGUAAAUACUUGUACAUUGUGUUUAUUUAUUGCACAUUUUAUUAAGAAAAAUAAAUGACACCUUACUAUAAAAGAUCAGAACAAAACUGAACUAUUUUUGGAUUUUUUUUUAUUAUCAAACGUCAUGUUACAAUUUGCUAUUACUUCUUGUACAAGUCACAAGGGACCCCACAGUGCUUCCCAUAAAGAUUGCCUAACCCAAGACUGCUUUGUGUGUUUGUAGCAGGUAUCAUUUACACGUGGUGUAAAUAUGGACAAACACUUGCUAAUUCAGUGCUUUGAGCAACAGAAAACCAACCGCUGCAAAAAGGAAAGUCUUACUUAGUGGCGAGAGGACGGCAGCACUGUCCGGGCCUAAGCCGAGUGGUGGGGGCGUGUCCCUGAGAAGUCAGAAAAGAGGUAUGCCUUCCGAGUACCGCAUCAUCAAUGAAAAGUUAACAUAGAACAGACCCCCACGGAUACGAGUGGAAGAAUACAGAACCCAAAAGGCGGAAGCGGCUUGGAAAAGCUCCCCCCCGCUUUAGUGGAUCAGUGAGAAAUACAUUCACAUAUCAGAGACACCCCCGCUGGAGUAAAAGGUUAAAGCCCCGCCCACCUCCGUGUCCUUAUAACUCAUCCCUGGCCUGCUGCAUCACGAAGCUGUGCAGGCUGUCCAGAUCCCGACUGCCGUUGUACUCGUUCCCUUGCUUCCCUGCCCGGAAGAUGAUGAGGGUGGGGUACCCUUCAACCUGUAGGGGAACAUGACAUCAUGUGGCCGCCUCCCCUUCAUUCUGACUAAAUAGAUUCCUUUCUCUAUAAGAACUGUGCUUGGAGUACUUACAGAGUACUUGUUGCAGAGGGUACGCUCCACAGUGCAGUCCACUUUGGCGACCUUGACGUCCGUGAGACCAGGGAAGUCCUUGUUGGGGAGAUCCUCCCAGACUGGAGCCAGUCUUAGGCAGUGGCCGCACCUGCGCAAUGGAGCGUUAUUUUUAUUCUAUUCUGCUAAUACCAAAUAUUAUUUAUUCCUACUUCUUCUGUCACCUUUUUAAUUAGCUCUUGUGCUUCCCCACAACUGAAGGCAGUGGUAUGAUCCGCUAAUACAAAUGUUAUGUCAUUUUACAGAUUGAUACACAUUGAUAUGCAUGUUGAAGAGUUUGGUUUGGUCACAGUAUUGACCCCUGGGGUACUCCUCACAUUAAAUUUAAACUUGCAGAACCACUGAUACACAUCGAUGGAUCAUUUCAGACAGCUAAAGUAGUACAAAGUAGUACAAUUAAUCAUGAUAUCCUA